UUUCAUCACUGUUUGUUGAAGGUUUAAGAUUGAAGGAUUCACAUAUAAAUUCCAAAAAUGGCAGCAGAACAAGAAAUGCCCACAUUCAAAUGUGUUUUGGUUGGUGAUGGAGGUACUGGAAAGACAACCUUUGUGAAGCGUCACUUGACUGGUGAAUUCGAAAAAAAAUACGUAGCCACACUUGGUGUUGAAGUACAUCCUUUGGUGUUCCACACAACUAGAGGACCCAUACGUUUCAAUGUGUGGGAUACAGCUGGUCAAGAAAAAUUUGGUGGUCUCCGUGACGGUUAUUACAUCCAAGGACAAUGUGCCAUAAUUAUGUUCGAUGUUACAUCAAGAGUUACCUAUAAGAAUGUCCCCAACUGGCAUCGUGAUUUGAUCAGAGUUUGUGAAAAUAUCCCAAUUGUGUUAUGUGGUAACAAAGUUGAUAUUAAGGACAGAAAGGUCAAAGCCAAGAGCAUUGUUUUCCACAGGAAGAAGAAUCUUCAGUAUUACGAUAUCUCUGCCAAAUCAAACUAUAACUUUGAAAAACCCUUCUUAUGGUUGGCGAGAAAACUCAUUGGAGACUCCAACCUAGGCUUUGUCGCUUCACCCGCCUUGGUACCUCCAGAAGUCACGAUGGAUCCACAAUGGCAACAACAAAUCGAAAAGGAUCUCAAAGAGGCUUAAGAAACAGCCCUUCCCGAAGAUGAUGAGGAUCUAUGAGCGAGCCUCUGUGUAUCUAAGUGAUAUAUACCUUUAAUUUUUUAACUAUUUUUAUUUUGACCUUGUAAUGAAUGAGCUAAGUGUGUGCUUAUUUAUCCAAAAUUUGUUGAAUAGUAAUGUUAACACGAGAGUAAAUGAAUGUCGUUAAAUGAAA
Harmonia axyridis is the source of this 859-nucleotide messenger RNA. Its product is annotated as GTP-binding nuclear protein Ran. The record is from RefSeq and is a predicted model, not a curated record. The transcript has a single exon. NCBI's taxonomy places the organism in Eukaryota, Metazoa, Arthropoda, Insecta, Coleoptera, Coccinellidae. Gene Ontology annotation, biological process: protein import into nucleus; ribosomal subunit export from nucleus. Gene Ontology annotation, molecular function: GTP binding; GTPase activity. Gene Ontology annotation, cellular component: cytoplasm; nucleus. The coding region runs from base 58 to 669 and encodes 203 amino acids.